Callorhinus ursinus (northern fur seal) is the source of this 11274-nucleotide messenger RNA. It is a transcript of the gene BPTF, whose product is annotated as bromodomain PHD finger transcription factor. Gene Ontology annotation, biological process: regulation of transcription by RNA polymerase II. The record is from RefSeq and is a predicted model, not a curated record. Gene Ontology annotation, cellular component: NURF complex. Lineage: Eukaryota; Metazoa; Chordata; Mammalia; Carnivora; Otariidae. Gene Ontology annotation, molecular function: RNA polymerase II cis-regulatory region sequence-specific DNA binding.
AUGAGGGGCCGACGGGGCAGGCCGCCCAAGCAGCCCGCGGCUCCCGCUGCGGAGCGCUGCACCCCGGCUCCGCCGCCGCCGCCGCCGCCUCCGCCCACGUCCGGACCCAUCGGGGGGCUCCGCUCGCGGCACCGCGGCAGCAGCCGGGGCAGGUGGGCCGCCGCCCAGGCUGAGGUGGCGCCCAAGACGCGGCUGAGCUCGCCCAGGGGGGGCAGCAGUAGCCGGAGGAAGCCGCCGCCGCCGCCGCCGCCGCCGCCGCCGCCGGCCCCCCCCAGCACCAGCGCCCCGGGCCGGGGGGGGCGAGGAGGCGGGGGCGGCAGGACGGGGGGCGGGGGCGGCGGCGGCCACCUGGCCCGGACCACCCCGGCCCGGAGGGCCGUCAACAAAGUGGUGUACGAUGACCACGAGAGCGAGGAGGAGGAGGAGGAGGAGGAGGACAUGGUCUCCGAGGAGGAGGAGGAGGAGGAGGAGGACGGCGACGCCGAGGAGACCCAAGAUUCCGAGGACGACGAGGAGGAUGAGAUGGAGGAGGACGACGAUGAUUCCGAUUAUCCGGAGGAGAUGGAAGACGACGACGACGACGCCAGUUACUGCACGGAAAGCAGCUUCAGGAGCCAUAGCACCUAUAGCAGCACUCCAGGUAGGCGAAAACCAAGAGUACAUCGGCCUCGUUCUCCGAUAUUGGAAGAAAAAGACAUCCCACCCCUUGAAUUUCCCAAGUCCUCUGAGGAUUUAAUGGUGCCUAAUGAGCAUAUAAUGAAUGUUAUUGCCAUUUAUGAGGUACUGCGGAACUUUGGCACUGUUUUAAGGUUAUCUCCUUUUCGCUUUGAGGACUUUUGUGCAGCUCUGGUGAGUCAAGAGCAGUGCACACUUAUGGCAGAGAUGCACGUUGUGCUUUUGAAAGCAGUUUUGCGUGAAGAAGACACUUCGAAUACUACCUUUGGACCUGCUGAUCUGAAAGAUAGCGUUAAUUCCACGCUGUAUUUCAUAGAUGGGAUGACGUGGCCAGAGGUGCUGCGGGUGUACUGUGAGAGUGAUAAGGAGUACCAUCAUGUUCUUCCUUACCAAGAAGCAGAGGACUAUCCCUAUGGACCAGUAGAGAACAAAAUCAAAGUUCUGCAGUUCUUAGUCGAUCAGUUUCUUACCACAAAUAUUGCUCGUGAGGAAUUGAUGUCUGAAGGGGUGAUCCAAUAUGAUGACCAUUGUCGGGUUUGUCACAAACUUGGGGAUUUGCUUUGCUGUGAGACAUGUUCAGCAGUAUACCAUUUGGAAUGUGUGAAACCACCUCUUGAGGAGGUACCAGAGGAUGAAUGGCAGUGUGAAGUCUGUGUAGCACAUAAGGUGCCUGGUGUGACUGACUGUGUUGCUGAAAUCCAAAAAAACAAACCAUAUAUUCGACAUGAACCUAUUGGAUAUGACAGGAGUCGGAGGAAAUACUGGUUCUUAAACCGAAGACUCAUAAUAGAAGAAGAUACAGAAAAUGAAAAUGAGAAGAAAAUUUGGUACUACAGCACAAAGGUCCAACUUGCAGAAUUAAUUGACUGUCUAGAUAAAGAUUACUGGGAAGCAGAACUCUGCAAAAUUCUGGAAGAAAUGCGUGAAGAAAUCCACCGGCACAUGGACAUAACUGAAGACUUGACCAAUAAGGCUCGGGGCAGUAACAAAUCCUUUCUGGCGGCAGCUAAUGAAGAAAUUUUGGAAUCCAUAAGAGCCAAAAAAGGAGAAAUUGAUAUUGUUAAAAGCCCAGAAGAAAUAGAAAAGGACAAGAGUGAGACCGAGAAUAAUAACCCCAAAGAUGUUGAGAAAAGCAGAGAGGAGUUUGAAGACCAGUCCCUCGAUAAAGACAGCGACGACAAAACACCGGGUGAUGAUCCUGAGCAAGGAAAAUCUGAGGAGCCAACAGAAGUUGGGGAUAAAGGUAACUCUGUGUCAGCAAAUCUUGGCGACAACACAACAAAUGCUUCUUCAGAAGAGACUAGUCCCUCUGAAGGGAGGAGUCCCGUGGGGUGUCUCUCAGAAACCCACGAUAGCAGCAACAUGGCAGAGAAGAAGGUGGCAUCUGAGCUCCCCCAGGAUGUGCCAGAAGAACCUAACAAGACAUGUGACAGCAGUAACACUAGUGCUCCCACUACCUCCAUCCAGCCUAAUCUGGAAAACAGUAACAGCAGCAGUGAACUAGCUUCUUCCCAGAGUGAACCCGCUAAGGCAGCCGAUGAGCCUGAAAACGGAGAGAGAGAGUCUCACACACCUGUCUCUGUUCAAGAAGAGAUAGGUGAUUUCAAAUCAGAGAAGUCUAAUGGGGAAAUAAGUGAGUCUCCUGGAGCCGGAAGAGGGGCAUCUGGGUCAACUCGAAUUAUCACCAGAUUACGGAAUCCAGACAGCAAACUUAGCCAGCUGAAGAGCCAACAGGUGGCAGCUGCAGCCCAUGAAGCAAAUAAAUUAUUUAAGGAGGGCAAAGAGGUACUGGUAGUUAACUCUCAAGGAGAAAUUUCACGGUUGAGCACCAAAAAGGAAGUGGUCAUGAAAGGAAAUAUCAACAAUUAUUUUAAGUUGGGUCAAGAAGGGAAGUAUCGUGUCUACCACAAUCAGUACUCCACCAACUCAUUUGCUUUGAAUAAACACCAGCACAGAGAAGAUCAUGAUAAGAGAAGACAUCUUGCACAUAAAUUCUGUCUGACUCCAGCAGGAGAGUUCAAAUGGAACGGUUCUGUCCACGGGUCCAAGGUUCUUACCAUAUCUACUUUGAGACUGACUAUCACCCAACUAGAAAACAAUAUCCCUUCAUCCUUUCUUCAUCCAAACUGGGCUUCACACAGGGCAAAUUGGAUCAAAGCAGUUCAGAUGUGUAGCAAACCCAGAGAAUUUGCACUGGCUUUAGCAAUUUUGGAGUGUGCCGUCAAACCUGUUGUGAUGCUACCAAUAUGGCGAGAAUCUUUAGGACACACCAGGUUACACAGGAUGACAUCAAUUGAAAGAGAAGAAAAGGAGAAAGUCAAGAAAAAAGAGAAAAAACAAGAAGAGGAAGAAACAAUGCAACAGGCUACAUGGGUAAAAUACACGUUUCCAGUUAAACAUCAGGUUUGGAAACAAAAAGGAGAGGAAUACAGAGUAACAGGAUAUGGUGGUUGGAGCUGGAUUAGUAAAACUCACGUUUAUAGGUUUGUUCCUAAAUUGCCAGGCAAUACUAAUGUGAAUUACAGAAAGUCAUUAGAAGGAACCAAAAAUAAUAUGGAUGAAAAUAUGGAUGAGUCAGAUAGAAGAAAAAGUCCACGGAGUCCAAAAAAAAUAAAAACAGAGCCUGAUUCUGAGAAAGCCGAGGUAAAAGAUUCAGAUGCUGCCAAAGGAGCAGACCAAAGUGAAAUGGACGUUUCCAAGAUUACUGAGAAGAAGGACCAAGAUGUACAAGAAAUUUUAGAUUCUGACAAUGAGAAACCCUUUAAGGAAGAACCAAUGGAGAUAGAUGAUGAUGUGAAAACAGAGCCACGUAUUAACUGUCAGGAAGGUUCUCAAGUAGAUGUGGUUAAUGUCAGUGAGGGCUUCCAUCUAAGGACUAGUUAUAAAAAGAAAAUUAAGUCAUCCAAACUAGAUGGACUUCUUGAAAGGAGAAUUAAACAGUUUACACUGGAAGAAAAACAGCGCCUCGAGAAAAUGAAGUUGGAGGGUGGAAUUAAGGGUAUAGGAAAGACCUCUACAAGUUCUUUGAAAAGCCUUUCUGAGUCACCAGUAACAACGAAAGCAAAAGAAGGGUGUCAAAGUGACUCACUUAGACAAGAACAAAGCCCUAAUGCAAGUAAUGGUAAAUCUGAAGAUGUGAUUCGGGGAUGUUCACAAAGCGAUUCCUCAAUUCUUGGAAUCGGUGAUCCUGAUCAUACAACAGACAGUCUUUAUCCAAAAGAUCAAAUGUUAGAUGACAUCUCCUUUCAGAGUCCAGAGACAAACUGUCAGAAACAAAAUUCUGUUGGAAAUGCCAUAGAUGAGAGUCUCUCUGAACCUACCAGUCAAGGCCAGGAACCUGUUAAGAUUAAAACAAGAGGAAGUGACUUUCUCAUUGGUGACUCCAAACCAGCCAGUGCAGAUGAAAUUGGUACUUUGAUCUAUAAGAACAAAAAACCACUCAUACAGGAGGAUAAUGACACCAUUGUUUCUCCUUCCCAGAGCCCUUCACUUCCAUCGGUACCUAAAAGUACCGAUGAUAGAGAUCUCCCGUCUCUGUCAAAAGCAGUGGACUUUGAAGGAAAACUAGGUUGUGUCUCUGAAUAUAACAGCACUUUGGAAAAUAGUUCUGAUACUAUGUCUGUUCAGGACAGCAGUGAAGAAGAUAUGAUUGUUCAGAAUAGCAAUGAAAGUCUUUCUGAGCAGUUCAUAACUCAAGAACAAGGUAUCGAAGGCUUGGAACCAUUGAAACGGGAGUUUGUUCCAGAUAAGUCCACUGGAAACUAUGAUAAAAGACCACAGGGUAAGGUAACUGAAGCAAAUGGUAGAAAGCCAAGUCAAGAACAGAAAUUAGAGAGAUCAGUUAAUAAAUGUAUUGAUCAAGUCAAUCUAAAAAGUAGCACUGACAAAAAGAAUAAUGAAAAUCGAGAGUCUGAAAAGAAAGGACAGAAAGCAAGUACCUUUCAAAUAAAUGGAAAAGAUAAUAAACCCAAGUCAUAUUUAAAAGGGGAAUGCUUGAAGGAAAUCUCUGAGGGUAAAGUAGUAAGUGGUGACAUUGAACCAAAGCUUAAUAAUAUAAAUAAGAUAAUCCCUGAAAAUGAUAUUAAGUCUUUGACUGCUAAAGAAUCUGCUGUAAAGCCAUUCAUGAACGGUGAUGUCAUCAUGGAAGAUUUUAAUGAAAAAAACAACUUGGAAAUAAAGUCAUCUUUACUGAGAUCUUCAGAUGCUGAAGGCGACUACCAAGAUGGCCUAGAGACCGUGCCGUCAACCAGAGAGCCUGAGAGUGCACACGCUGCCAUGCCUCCACUGUCUUGUCCAGAAAGCAGUUCAGCGAAUCAGGUAGAAGAUAUGGAAAUUGAAACCUCUGAAGUUAAGAAAGUUACUCCCUCACCUGUUCCUUCUGGAGAGGAAUCUAACCUCAGUAAUGAUUUUGUUGAUGAAAAUGGUCUGCCCGCCCACAAAGAUGAAAAUGUCAAUGGAGAGUCCAAGAGAAAAACAGUCAUCACAGAAGUCACCACCAUGACAUCCACAGUGGCCACAGAAUCAAAAACUGUAAUCAAAGUAGCAAAAGGUGAUAAGCAAACUGUGGUCUCUUCCACAGAAAACUGUGCCAAAUCCACUGUCACAACCACCACUACAACAGUAACAAAGCUUUCCACACCCGCCACAGGCAGCAGUGUGGACAUCAUCUCUGUGAAGGAGCAGAGCAAAACGGUGGUCACCACAACAGUGACAGACUCGCUGACCACUGCAGGGGGCACUCUGGUGACAUCGAUGACCGUGAGCAAAGAAUAUUCCACAAGAGACAAAGUGAAACUCAUGAAAUUUUCAAGACCCAAGAAGACUCGUUCAGGUACAGCUCUGCCAUCCUAUAGAAAGUUUAUCACCAAGAGCAGCAAGAAGAGCAUAUUUGUCUUGCCUAAUGAUGACUUAAAAAAGUUGGCCAGAAAAGGAGGAAUCCGAGAAGUCCCUUAUUUUAAUUACAAUGCAAAACCUGCCUUGGAUAUAUGGCCAUAUCCUUCUCCUCGACCAACCUUUGGUAUCACUUGGAGGUACAGACUUCAGACUGUAAAGUCCCUAGCUGGAGUGAGCCUUAUGUUACGGUUACUGUGGGCAAGCCUGAGAUGGGAUGACAUGGCGGCCAAGGCUCCUCCGGGAGGAGGGACUACACGGACAGAAACAUCUGAAACUGAAAUCACAACAACAGAGAUAAUUAAAAGGCGAGAUGUUGGUCCUUAUGGCAUUCGAUCUGAAUAUUGUAUCCGGAAAAUCAUUUGCCCCAUUGGAGUUCCAGAAGCACCAAAAGAAACACCUACACCUCAGAGGAAAGGCCUUCGAUCAAGUGCAUUACGGCCAAAGAGACCAGAAACGCCCAAGCAAACUGGCCCUGUUAUUAUCGAAACUUGGGUAGCAGAGGAAGAAUUGGAAUUAUGGGAGAUCAGGGCGUUUGCUGAAAGAGUGGAGAAAGAAAAGGCACAAGCAGUUGAGCAACAGGCUAAGAAACGAUUGGAACAGCAGAAGCCUACAGUAAUUGCAGCUUCCACCACUUCCCCACCAAACAGUACAACUAGUACCAUUUCUCCAGCACAAAAAGUUAUGGUGGCCCCCAUAAGUGGCUCAGUUACAACUGGAACCAAAAUGGUUCUCACUACUAAAGUUGGAUCUCCAGCCACAGUAACAUUCCAGCAAAACAAGAACUUCCAUCAGACCUUUGCCACGUGGGUUAAGCAAGGCCAGUCAAAUUCAGGUGUUGUUCAAGUACAGCAGAAAGUCCUGGGUAUCAUUCCAUCAAGUACAGGUACAAGUCAGCAGACCUUUACUUCAUUCCAGCCCAGGACAGCAACAGUCACAAUUAGGCCCAAUACCUCAGGCUCUGGAGGAACCACAAGCACUUCACAAGUAAUCACAGGGCCUCAGAUCCGCCCGGGUAUGACGGUGAUUAGAACACCACUCCAACAGUCAACACUAGGAAAGGCGAUUAUUCGAACACCUGUGAUGGUACAGCCAGGUGCUCCUCAACAAGUGGUGACUCAGAUCAUUAGAGGGCAGCCCGUCUCCACCGCAAUCUCUGCCCCGAGUGCAGUUUCCUCAACCCCUGGGCAGAAAGGAUUAACUUCGGGAGCAUCCAGCACAAAUCUGCAGUCUUCAGCCUCACAGUCCCCUCGCCCCCAACAGGGACAGGUGAAGCUUACCAUGGCUCAGCUCACUCAGUUAACACAGGGUCACGGUGGCAAUCAAGGUUUGACAGUAGUAAUUCAAGGACAAGGUCAAACGACUGGACAGUUGCAGUUGAUACCUCAAGGGGUGACCAUACUUCCGGGUCCAGGCCAGCAGCUGAUGCAAGCUGCCAUGCCAAACGGUACCGUUCAGCGGUUCCUCUUUACGCCUUUGGCAACAACGGCCACAGCAGCCAGCACCACCACCACCACCGUUUCCACUACAGCAGCAGGUACAAGUGAACAAAGACAGAGUAAAUUAUCACCCCCGACACAGGUGCAACAAGCCAAAACCUUGCCACCAGCUCAGUCAUCAAGUGUGAGUCCUCCAGAAGCCCAGCCACAGACUGCUCAGCCUUCAGCUCAGCCCCAGCCCCAAACCCAGCCCCCGUCCCCAGCUCAGCCUGAAGUUCAGACUCAAGCUGAAGUUCAGACCCAAACAACUGUUGCAUCCCAUGUCCCUUCUGAAGCACAGCCCACCCAAGCACAGUCAUCCAAACCCCAAGUCGCAGUACAGUGUCAGCCUCAAAGUAAUGUCCAAGGACAGUCUCCUGCUCGCGUCCAAAGUCCACCACAGACUCGAAUACGUCCAUCGACUCCAUCCCAAGUGUCUCCUGGACAGCAAUCCCAGGGUCAGACUACAACCUCACAACCGAUUCCAAUUCAACCACAUACAUCUCUUCAGAUACCUUCCCAGGGCCAGCCACAAUCACAACCCCAGGUACAGUCUCCAACUCAAACUCUUUCAUCAGGACAGACGUUAAGUCAAGUUACUGUGUCAUCCCCAUCCCGUCCUCAGCUACAGAUACAGCAGCCACAGCCCCAAGUCAUUGCUGUGCCUCAGCUGCAACAAGUCCAGGUUCUCUCUCAGAUCCAGUCGCAGGUUGUGGCUCAGAUACAGGCUCAGCAAGGUGGUGUGCCCCAGCAAAUCAAACUCCAGUUACCUAUUCAAAUUCAGCAAAGCAGUCCUGUACAGACUCACCAGAUUCAGAAUGUGGUUACAGUGCAGGCAGCCAGUGUGCAAGAGCAGUUGCAAAGGGUUCAGCAACUCAGGGAUCAGCAGCAAAAGAAGAAGCAGCAACAGAUAGAAAUUAAGCGGGAACACACCCUCCAAGCUUCUAAUCAAAGUGAAAUCAUUCAGAAACAGGUGGUGAUGAAGCAUAAUGCUGUAAUAGAACAUUUAAAGCAGAAAAAGACCAUGACUCCAGCUGAAAGAGAAGAGAAUCAAAGAAUGAUUGUCUGUAACCAGGUGAUGAAGUAUAUUUUGGAUAAGAUAGACAAAGAAGAAAAACAGGCAGCAAAAAAACGGAAGCGUGAAGAGAGUGUGGAACAGAAACGUAGCAAGCAGAAUGCCACCAAGCUCUCCGCGCUGCUCUUCAAACACAAAGAACAACUCAAAGCUGAAAUCCUAAAAAAGAGAGCGCUCCUGGACAAAGACCUACAGAUUGAAGUGCAGGAAGAGCUCAAGAGAGACUUGAAAAUUAAGAAAGAAAAAGACAUGGUGCAGGCCACUGCAGUGGCGGCCACCUCGCCUGCAGCCCCGCCUGCGCCUCCAGCCCCUCCGCCGUCACCCCCGCCUCUGCCUCCCCCGCAGCACACAGGCCCCCUGGCCACGGCCACGGCCACGCUGCCUGCGGCUUCCCAGAAGAGGAAGCGAGAAGAAGAAAGAGACUCAAGCUCCAAGUCCAAGAAGAAGAAAAUGAUCUCUACUACCUCAAAGGAAACUAAGAAGGACACAAAGCUUUACUGUAUCUGUAAAACGCCUUACGAUGAAUCUAAAUUUUAUAUUGGCUGUGAUCGGUGUCAGAAUUGGUACCAUGGGCGCUGCGUUGGCAUCUUGCAAAGUGAGGCAGAGCUCAUUGACGAGUAUGUCUGUCCACAGUGCCAGUCGACAGAGGAUGCCAUGACAGUGCUCACGCCGCUAACGGAGAAAGAUUAUGAGGGUUUAAAAAGGGUGCUUCGUUCUUUACAGGCCCAUAAGAUGGCCUGGCCUUUCCUUGAACCAGUGGAUCCUAAUGAUGCACCAGAUUAUUACGGUGUUAUUAAGGAACCUAUGGACCUUGCCACCAUGGAAGAAAGAGUUCAAAGACGAUAUUAUGAAAAGCUGACAGAAUUUGUGGCAGAUAUGACCAAAAUUUUUGAUAACUGUCGUUACUACAAUCCGAGUGACUCGCCUUUUUACCAGUGUGCAGAAGUUCUUGAGUCCUUCUUUGUACAGAAAUUGAAAGGGUUCAAGGCUAGCAGGUCUCAUAACAACAAACUGCAGUCUACAGCUUCUUAAAGUUCAGCGUGUUAACCUAACAUAAAACACAGCAAGAAUCUGGUUGUCUGAACUAUUUUAAAUUAAGGAGCCAGAUGUUUUUAGUCAGGUUAUCCUGACAAGACUUGACCUAAACUUCGUUUUUAUUGGUCAUAACAGUCCAAUUAUAUUCUUGGCCAAUUUUGUCCAACGGACAAGGGAAAAGCAAAGUCAACGUCACCAUUAUCUUGUCAAGAUCAAAUGGUUUUACUCUUGUGGCAGAAGCGGGAAAACUGUUUAUUGAAAAAAAAAAAAGAAAAAAGAAAGCAAGAAAAAAAAGAUAAUAUGGGGUCAAGUGUAACUCCAUGGAAAUGCCACGUCUGCUCUUCAGUGAAGAAGCUGGUUUAGAGUCUCACAGAAAACUUUUGACUGUAUUUAUUUAUUGUUGCAAAAAAGACGCUUUUUUAUUGCUGCCCUCAUUUGUCAGCUAAUUAUUUUUUCUUAUAAAAUCCAGCCCCGGUUACAUGUAAUCCAUUCUGUAUCUUAUCAUGAUUCCUGUAGGUAAAAGUACAAGACGACCUCUAGAUGUCUUUUCUUUCUAUGAAAGGAGCUGCUAUGUACACAUGUGCACACACACACACACACACAUACACACAACUGGGAAUCAACAAUGAGUUUAUUGUUCAUGGUAGAUAAAAAUUAAGCUUGCAUAAAGGUUGGGCUAAGUAGUCCUGGACUACAGACUUUGUUGCCUUGAAUAUAACAGUACAGUUUGUCAUUUACUCUGCACCAGGCUAAACUGAGUAAAAUCUAUUUGAAGGUAUCUUGUUUGUAAACAUUUGUCAGAUUCUAAUUUUUUUCUUUUUGUAUUAAAAUUCAACUAUGGAUGUAUAUGAAACAAAAUAAAUGGAGAUCAUUUUUCUCCCACAGAUGGUGUCUUUGAAUGUGCGCUAAUGAUUAUCUGUAAGCCUUUGAGGGGAAAGGGAGGGCUGCAAGGCAAAUAACAGGCUGAAGGAUUUAAGUGUACCUGGGUUUCCUGAGGACAGUAGUGGCCCUUCAUUUUAUAAUUCCCAGCCCACUGUCAUCACAUCAAAGAAGAACCUUCAGGGGGUGCUAAUCCUGUUGCAUCAAUUGAUCAUACUAAAGGGUAAUGUGGCAAAAUACACAUUGCCUUCAUCUGUACAGUAUAUAAUACCAGGCAAAUUAUCAGUUACAGACAGCUGCUUCUGUUUUAUGAAGGGCAUUUUUUAAAUUACUUCAUCCAUUUUGUAUUUUUUGUUGGUUGGCUGAGUUGUUUGGGGGUUUUUCCCACAUAAGAAAAAGUAGUGUAAGCAGUAGGGGCAAAAUGGAGUCAGCAGAAGGUGUAUUUUGCAUGUUUUUCCUUUCGGUGUUCUAAACUUACACGUUGUUUGUAAACUUACCGCCUUGUGAUAACAGCUUCUGUGAGAUCUGCCAUAGUUGGUUUAUGCAGCUUUGCAAAAAUUUUACUAGAUUUUGCACUAAUUCAUGUUAGCUUUGUCCUGCCAGUUUCUGGAAUUUGUCAAAUCAUGUUUUUAAGAAGUUUCCUUCUGUUUAAUAUCACCCUGCUAUGCAAAACCUUUCCCGGACCUUAGUUUCUUAAAAGAAAGAUGUUGCUCCAGUUCCCAGUUCUUCCUUAUCACAGACUCAGGUGUGCAGGUUAUUCUGGGUUAGUUUUAGCUCAUGAAGUCCAUUCCUUUCUGUACCUAAAAAUGUCACUUACAAACCUGUGCUUACAAACUUAAAGAGACUAAUUGCUCAAUAUGAAAACAUGGAAACAAAGUUUUGCUUAAAAUACUAACAUGGAAAUAGUCAAAUACAGGUUAUUUUGUCCUUUUACUUUAAAAAAAAAUGUUACCUAUUGUAUGCACUGUGCUGAUGCAAGAAUCCUACAUUUUAAUGAAUUAUAAAAUCAUUCUGCAUCUCGUCAUGUCACAGUAUUUCUGUACUAUUUAUUCAUAUAUAUAGAGAGAGAGAUAGAUAUAUAUGGGCUUAAUCAUUUAAAACUUGUUGCGGCAAGAACUUUCCUACCUGUAGGCAAUAGAUUGCUAUGUUUUUAACAGAUUGUGGCAAAUUCUAAACAGCAAUUCUUUUUGUACGUAAUAGGACAUUUCAUCCUAGAAAAAUAAAGUAAUGUUUUUGACAUUG